Zootoca vivipara (common lizard) is the source of this 3303-nucleotide messenger RNA. RefSeq names its product exosome component 7 (gene EXOSC7). The record is from RefSeq and is a predicted model, not a curated record. Lineage: Eukaryota; Metazoa; Chordata; Lepidosauria; Squamata; Lacertidae. Gene Ontology annotation, biological process: nuclear polyadenylation-dependent rRNA catabolic process; U5 snRNA 3'-end processing; exonucleolytic trimming to generate mature 3'-end of 5.8S rRNA from tricistronic rRNA transcript (SSU-rRNA, 5.8S rRNA, LSU-rRNA). Gene Ontology annotation, cellular component: nuclear exosome (RNase complex); cytoplasmic exosome (RNase complex). Gene Ontology annotation, molecular function: mRNA 3'-UTR AU-rich region binding.
GUGAGGCCAUGCACAGGCUCUCCUGCGUUUACUGGGGAGAAAACUCGAGCGAACUGUCCGUUCACGAGCGUCCAAAAAACAACAACAAACCGCUCACUUUUAAAAGAAAUUAUCCCGGACCUGCGCGGUCAGGAAACCGGGGUGGAGGGGGAGCGGGAGCAUCAUCAGACAGUGCCGCAGAUUUGGGCAGGCCGGGAGUGGGCGCCUUUUUGCUGACGGCGACGGCCGGGCGCGCGGCGUUCGGAGGACAGAGCAUUCGUGUGAUUGUGUCCUCGCCAUGGCGUCGGUGGCGCUGAGCGAGGCGGAGAAAGUGUACGUCAUGCACGGCGUCCAGGAGGAUCUCCGAGUGGAUGGCCGUGGUUGUGAAGAUUACAGAUGUACUGAAGUGGAAACAGAUGUGGUAUCUAAUACAAGUGGGUCUGCCAGAGUAAAACUUGGGCACACAGACAUCCUGGUUGGAGUCAAGGCAGAAAUGGGAGCACCGAAGCUGGAUAGACCAAAUGAAGGAUACUUGGAAUUCUUUGUUGAUUGCUCAGCCAAUGCCACUCCCGAAUUUGAAGGCCGCGGCGGAGAGGAGCUUGGCACUGAAAUAGCAAAUACCCUCUACAGAAUUUUUAACAACGAGAGCAGCGUUGAUUUGAAGUUGCUUUGCAUUGCUCCCCGAGAGCAUUGCUGGGUGCUUUACGUCGAUGUCCUGUUACUGGAGUGUGGUGGAAACCUGUUUGAUGCCAUCUCUGUUGCAGUGAAGGCAGCACUGUUUAAUACCAGAAUACCCAAAGUACGUGUUUUGGAGGAUGAAGGUGGACGGGAAAUUGAACUUUCUGAUGAUCCUUUUGACUGUAUUCGACUUAAUGUAGAUAAUGUACCUUGUAUUGUCACACUAAGCAAAAUCGGCUAUAGGCAUGUAGUGGAUGCCACACUUCAGGAGGAAGCAUGUUCUCUGGCUAGCCUCCUCAUUUCUGUGACCAGUCAAGGUGUCCUAACCUGUAUGAAGAAGGUGGGAAGGGGGAGCCUUGAUCCAGAAAGCAUAUUUGAGAUGAUGGAGACUGGAAAGAGGGUGGGCAAGUUGCUGCACACCUCUUUGCAAUCUGCCUUGGAUAAAGAAGAAAGUCUUGGGCCAACACGGAAAAAAGUUGGAUUCCUGGGAUGAGCCUCAUUGCUACAUUGAACAUCUGUCAAGGACUGGGCUGGUUUGUUUGUUAGCUAGUUGUUCAAUUUUUUUUAUAUAUACAAAGUUGGCUAUAUAUUUGUUAAAUAAAGUUGGUUUUCUCUCACACACUUGUCACUUCAGCUCUUUUUUCAAUGGGCGUUGGUGGCAAAAUUAAAAGAUUUGAUCAAGGGCUGAGUGAUAUGUCGCUAUAUCGCCCAAACCAGUUUGAAGUCCACAUCGUGAUACCAGUUUCAUAAUUUUUGACCUGGCAAUAUAUCGUGAAUCAUGGUGGGUGGGUGGGUGUUAUGCAAAAAUCGCAAUGUGGGGGGGAAAUGUGAAGCUAGCCAGUGCUUCUCUCACUUCCUGCAGCCCCGUUAACUCUGCCAGCUCGACUCUCUUCUGCCUCAUGCAGGGGGCAGUGAAUCACAAAAGCAGGCACCGGCAAAAAUCACGAUGCCGGAAAAACUGUGAAGCCAGCCAGUGCCUCUACAUAGCUCCACCCUUAUUUCGGAUAUUGUGAUACGUUGGCGUUUUGCAAUGAUUAUCUGGUGCUGAAAACCAGAUAUUGCCCAGCCCUAAUCUACACCUUGAUAGAAAUGUAAAAGCAAGCAAUGGAUUGUAAAAUGGUUGUAUUCACUUUCCCUAGGGGUGAGAGGUUGCUUUCGCUUCUCCCAGGGCCAAAUGCUGGCAGCGGGAAGGACCAGAAACAAAAGGGGGCAAAGCAACUACAGUGGUACCUCGCUAGACGAACGCCUCGCGGCACGAAAAAAUCAAGACGAAAACGUUUUGCGAUAUAUUUUUUUGGCAGACUCGCAAGACGAAGUUUUCUAUGGCCGUGCCAUAGAAAACUUCACAAGAUGAAGCAGGGCGCCGCAAGGAGGUGACUUUAAUCCACCGAAACGGUCGCCAGCAGCCGGAUCCCCCUCACUCUCACCUUAAGCCACCUGCGCGCAAACGGGUGAGCUGUCUGGUUGGGCGCGAGGGUCCGGCUGCUGGGGAAGGAGGGAGGGAGCCUCUCCCUGGCCCUCCUCCUGCUUCCUCCUCCCCUUAAAAUAUGACAAACAUCCAGCCGUGGCGGGUGAGUCGGCGCCCUUUUUGUGCUUCCCCCCCCCAAUAGGAACGCAUGAAUUAAAUUUCAAUGCAUCCCUAUGGGAAACCACGCUUCGCAAGACGAAAUUAUUGCAACAUGAAACGACUUGUGGAGCUCUUGCGAGGUACCACUGUAAUGCUUCUUCACGCAUUUAGAUGUCCUUUGCUUCCACCCAGGAAAGUAAACAGCAAUUUCAGAGUUCAAGGGCCCAUUCUAGCCUGGCCUAAACACUUAGCAGGCCAAUGAGAGUGUGACCUGGGUAGAGUCGUGUGGGCUAGAUAGAAAUUUGACCUUCAAGCCUGAGGUUCUCCAUCUCUGCCUUACCCCAUCCAUCUUGGUCGGGGUGGGAAACCUUUACAGCAGUGCUUCCCAAGCUCUUGACAACCAGGCUAAGCCUUUGAUCUCAGCCCCAUCUUUACCAGCCUCUCAGUUAACUGACCACAAGUGUAGGGCAGGUCGGCAUGGCUUGCCCAAAUUGUGGAGAGGGCAAAUGGGGGAGGUCUCUCAGGCCAGAAUUUCCCCGCCUCUGAUCGAGGGGCACUCAAGAUGCCGAAACUGAUUAUCUGCAUGGUUCUUAGCUCACUACAAAUGAUGAAGUCGGUGCUGUCGUGGUUAUUGCGGCAUAAGAUGUACCAGGCUAGAUAUUGAUGCAGAUACUGAUGCAGGAAGAUGAAAAGAGGAAGCAGUCUUGACCAAGGGAGAUUGGCAAACCAAGUUAAUGACUAUGCCGAAAUGGCAAAACUAACUGGAAAGCUCAGAAAUCAAGAUGAUAAGAAAUUUUUAAAAGAAUGGGGAAAAUUUGCCAAAGUAUUGUAAACAGGUUAAUACAUUGUCAGGAUUUUAAGAACACUUGUAAUUUUAGAAUUCAUAUAGGAAAUCUGAGAGAGAAAAUAAUUUGGAGUAGAAAUGACAUUCAGUUGAAAAGGCAAUUUAAGGAACCGGGGUGGGUGGGGUCACAGGAUUCAGAGAAUCCUCUUUUAUGGAUUUGAUGUUGUUGUGUAUAAUUUUCUUUGUUUGUGGUGGUGGUUGUUUUUUAUUUUUGUUGAAAAUUUAAUAAAAAUAU